CACCGGCGGAGACCGUGGCGCGCGACGCCAGGGAGGUCUGCCGCCGCCGCGCCCAUGGCCGAUCGCAAGCGCAGCGUCGUGGAGACCUUCUCCAGGCUCCGGGAGCAGGGCAAGACCGCGUUCAUCCCAUUCAUCACCGCCGGUGACCCUGAUUUGGCAACCACAGCGAAAGCGUUGAAGAUCCUAGAUGCCUGCGGCUCGGAUGUGAUUGAGCUUGGUGUACCUUACUCCGAUCCAUUGGCUGAUGGUCCGGUUAUUCAGGCUGCAGCAUACCGUGCGCUGAAGGGAGGCACUACACUCAGUUCUGUCUUAGCGAUGCUCAAGGAGGUUAUACCGGAACUGUCUUGUCCUAUUGUUCUCUUCACAUACUGCAACCCAAUUCUCAAGCUUGGAGUGCGGAACUUCAUGAAUAAUAUUAAACAAGCUGGUGUAAAUGGUCUUGUCGUACCUGAUCUUCCUUUGGAGGAGACAACAUUACUAAGGAGUGAGGCCACUAUGCACAGCAUAGAGCUGGUGCUACUUACAACACCGACCACACCAACCGAGAGGAUGAAGGAAAUCACAAAAGUUUCGGAAGGAUUUGUUUAUCUUGUGAGCGCUGUGGGAGUUACAGGUGCACGCUCAAAUGUAAACUUACGUGUUGAGCAUCUUCUUCAGGAGAUCAAGCAGGUUACAGACAAACCCGUGGCUGUCGGCUUUGGCAUAUCAACUCCAGAGCAAGCGAAGCAGAUCGCGGGCUGGGGAGCGGAUGGUGUGAUCAUUGGCAGUGCAAUUGUUAGACAGUUGGGUGAAGCCACUUCUCCUGAAGAAGGCCUAAAAAGAAUAGAAGAGUACACCAAGAGCAUCAAGGCUGCUAUUCCAUGAGACUAGCAGUUCCAUCAUGAACCAGCCAAUUAGAUUGUAAGCAGAUCAUUUAUCUUGUGGUAGUCUGGUCGAAGGGCUUGGAGUCUGUAGUUCAUCUAUCAUAUUUGAUUCUAGUGCUUGAAAUAAUAUAUAUCUUUAUGUGUUGGAAUCACAAAAUGAUUAACAGGGAAAUUCAGAAAUGGUUCAGAGCUUAA
This is a messenger RNA of Lolium rigidum, 1058 nucleotides long. Its product is annotated as tryptophan synthase alpha chain-like. The transcript has 8 exons. Bases 55 to 864 code for a protein of 269 amino acids. Gene Ontology annotation, cellular component: cytosol; chloroplast. Gene Ontology annotation, molecular function: tryptophan synthase activity. Gene Ontology annotation, biological process: L-tryptophan biosynthetic process. Lineage: Eukaryota; Viridiplantae; Streptophyta; Magnoliopsida; Poales; Poaceae. The record is from RefSeq and is a predicted model, not a curated record.